Molecule: messenger RNA, 862 nt
Organism: Carcharodon carcharias (great white shark)
Lineage: Eukaryota; Metazoa; Chordata; Chondrichthyes; Lamniformes; Lamnidae
Gene: timm17b
Product: translocase of inner mitochondrial membrane 17 homolog B (yeast)
Exons: 6
Coding region: 126-638 (170 amino acids)
Biological process (GO): protein import into mitochondrial matrix
Cellular component (GO): TIM23 mitochondrial import inner membrane translocase complex; mitochondrial inner membrane
Molecular function (GO): transmembrane protein transporter activity
Source: RefSeq, a predicted model, not a curated record
CUUACGAAAUGACGUCAGGAGGAUAUGACGGUAACUGCGAGAUGACAUCAGAAGGCGGUGCUGACCGUGCGUGUUGACGUCAAGCGGCGGUUUCCCCGCCGCUCUGCUUGGACUUUCUCUGGGACAUGGAGGAAUACGCGAGGGAGCCAUGCCCCUGGCGGAUUGUCGAUGACUGUGGCGGUGCCUUCACUAUGGGUGCCAUUGGAGGUGGCAUAUUCCAGUCGAUUAAAGGCUUCAGGAAUGCUCCAGUUGGGGUGAGACACCGGUUCAGGGGAAGUGUCAAUGCUGUGAGGAUCAGAGCGCCUCAGAUAGGCGGUAGUUUUGCCGUGUGGGGCGGUCUCUUCUCCACUAUCGACUGUGGCCUGGUCAAACUCCGUGGCAAAGAGGAUCCCUGGAACUCCAUUACCAGUGGGGCACUCACAGGGGCAGUGCUGGCUUCCAGAAGUGGUCCUCUGGCGAUGGUGGGUUCUGCCAUGAUGGGGGGGAUUCUUCUCGCCCUGAUCGAAGGGGUUGGGAUCUUGCUCACCAGAUACACAGCUCAGCAAUUCCAGAACCCGAGCCCCUUCAUGGAGGACCCCAGCCAGCUACCUCCGAAGGAGCCAUCAUCGCGAUACAGGGGCUACGGUCAGUACCAGUAACCAUACAGAGGGAGAGAGGGAGUGAGAGAGAGGGGGGGUCUGACAGGAGCUGGUGGACUCAGCCCAGCAUCAGUGACCGGUGUCGGACCCUGAGAUCGAGGCCGGAGUAUCCGCUUUGCGCACUUUGACUGUGAAACACUUUCUGCUGAUGGAGCCAUUGCGAAUUGAAUCUCCACUGCUUGGAGCUCCUGGGAGGGGACAGACCCUGGGGGAUGGAGGGGGCG